AUGAGUGUCGUGCAAGAAGGUUCCGUCACAGACGUGGCCGUCGACAAAGGCAUAAAAACAACAUUGAAGACAAGCGUCACCCCGCUACCCCCAUCUCCAAAACUCGAUGACACAAAAGACAAAGUCGAGCUCAAGCCCCAGUUCCAGAUUGAAGAGCACCCCGUUGAUAAAGUCCGCAACAUCAAAGUGGGCAUCAUCGGCGCAGGUCUAUCAGGAGUCACAGCGACUUCUCUGUUACGCGCAAAGUUACCCGGCAUAGAUUUGACGGUGUACGAUAAAAAUAGCGACAUUGGCGGAACGUGGUUUGAGAAUACCUAUCCUGGUGUGCGCUGUGAUAUCCCUGCACACGUAUAUCAAUCCGGCUUUGAGCCGAAUACCCAGUGGAGCGAAGAGUUUGCACAGGGACAUGAGAUCCGCGAGUACUGGCAACGCGUGGCCAGGAAACAUGGCGUCUACACGCAUUUGAAGCCCAGGCAAAAAGUUCUCAGAGCAGAUUGGAUCAAUGAGGAGACGAAAUGGAAACUCACGAUUCAAGAUUUGAAUAACGACCAGGUGUACGAGGAAAAACUAGACUUUGUCAUCACCGCCUUUGGACAUUUCAAUGCAUGGCGACUUCCGGAUUACGAGGGACUGGAAUCGUUCAAAGGGCCACUCUUUCACUCCUCAAACUGGGAUCACAGCGUCGAUCUCAAAGACAAGCGAAUUGCCCUCAUUGGCAACGGCGCCUCCGGUCUGCAGGUGCUACCGUCUAUCCAGCCAUUAGGUAGCCAUAUCGAUCAUUACGCGCGCAACCGCACUUGGGUGGUGGACUCGUUCAACGCAUCUGGUGUCCGCAGACUGGAACCAAAUCUCUUCAGCGACGAGGAGAAGGAGUCCUUCAAAAAUCCCGAGAAAUACCUCCACUACCGCAAGAAAGUCGAGGCAGACUACUUCCGUCGAUUCGGUGUUAUUUUCAAAGACCACCCGCUCAACAAAGAACUCCGAGCCAAAUGGACAGAGCUCAUGCUUCGCAGAGCCGACCCCAGCUUAGCAGACAAAAUCAUCCCGGACUUCCCGCCGAAUUGCCGCCGUCCCACGCCUGGACCGGGGUAUUUGGAGGCCCUGUCCAAGCCAAAUGUGUCAUACAUUCAGGACCGGAUUCAGAAAUUCACCGAAAGGGGCAUUGUGACUGUGGAUGGAACGGAGCGCGAGGCCGAUGUGGUUAUUUGCUCUACCGGUGCAGAGGUCAGCAUGGCGCCUCACUUCCCCAUCGUUGCCAACGGCGUCGACUUGCAAGGAGCAUGGAAGCCCGGCGGCUCGUAUGGCUACCCUCACACUUACCUUGGACUUGCAGCUCCGGGAUUCCCCAACAUAGCAUGGAUUCUAGGACCAACGUCUACGGGAUUCAGUGGCACGGUCCCUAACGCAGUCGAGAACCAGGUGACAUACAUCGCAAAAAUGAUUAGGAAAUUACGCAGCCAGGGCAUUGCCACUAUCACGCCCUCGUUUGCUGCAGCGAGGGACUAUAAUGAAUAUGCCGCGCAGUUCUAUCCGCGCACCGUCUGGACAGGGAAUGACGAUUCGUCGGAAACCAACAAGAACUGCUCUUCGUGGUACAAUGGCGGUAUUCAUGGAGGCCGUGUUGUUGCUCUGUUUCCCGCUAGCGCUGCUGCUGUGAACUACAUUUUGAGGGAUCCGCGAUGGGAGGAUUUUGAGUAUACGUACACGAAUAAGAGCGGGAAUAGGUUCGGGUGGUUUGGGAAUGGGUGGAGGAGCAGGGAGGCGUCGGGCGAUGACAGUGUCGACUUGACGCCGCACCUGAAAUCGUCAGAGGCGGUGGAUUUGAGGUCUUAUGGCGAGGGCUGGUGGGAUGUAUAG
Talaromyces atroroseus is the source of this 1857-nucleotide messenger RNA. RefSeq lists its product as hypothetical. The transcript has 3 exons. The record is from RefSeq and is a predicted model, not a curated record. Lineage: Eukaryota; Fungi; Ascomycota; Eurotiomycetes; Eurotiales; Trichocomaceae. The coding region runs from base 1 to 1857 and encodes 618 amino acids.